Messenger RNA from Pochonia chlamydosporia 170, 1737 nucleotides. Its product is annotated as pre-mRNA-processing protein 45. Gene Ontology annotation, cellular component: spliceosomal complex. Lineage: Eukaryota; Fungi; Ascomycota; Sordariomycetes; Hypocreales; Clavicipitaceae. The coding region runs from base 1 to 1737 and encodes 578 amino acids. The record is from RefSeq and is a predicted model, not a curated record. The transcript is spliced from 2 exons. Gene Ontology annotation, biological process: mRNA splicing, via spliceosome.
AUGGCGUCGAUCGCUGCGUCGCUACAAGCGUCGCUUCCACAACCGAAAUACACGGGAGAGGAUGAGGAAGCACCUUCCAGAACACAACAACGGGGACCGCGUAUCGUGGGCGCUGGCCAGAUUGACGAGACACAGAUCGUCUUGAAGCGAUCCGGCCCUCCGCCGUAUGGACAAAGAUCAGGAUGGCGUCCACGAUCUCAAGAAGACUUUGGCGAUGGCGGUGCUUUUCCUGAGAUUCCAGUAGCACAAUAUCCGUUGGAUAUGGGGAAGAAGGGUGCUUCAACCAGCAACGCGCUGGCCGUCCAAGUUGAUUCGGCGGGCAAGGUUCAAUACGAUGCGAUUGCGCGGCAAGGACACAGCCAGGGUCGAAUCAUACAUACAUCAUUUAAGGAUCUCAUUCCGUUAAGACAGCGCGCUGAUGCUGGCGAGAUUGAUUUGGCCCGACCUGACAAGGACGCUGUUGCAGCUUCGACCGAGAAGACCAAGAACGCGCUGGCAGCUCUGGUUAGCGGUGCGGUCGCGGCGCAGAGGCCCAAGAACGUCAAUGUUGGAAACCGAAAUGACCCGACUUUCGUACGGUAUACGCCCGCCAGUCAGAUGGGCGACAACGGGCAGAAGCAGGAUCGAAUAAUGAAGAUUGUCGAGCGGCAACGAGACCCAAUGGAACCGCCCAAAUUCAAACAUAAAAAGAUCCCGCGAGGGCCACCAUCGCCGCCUCCGCCGGUCAUGCACUCACCACCUCGGAAGCUCAUAGCCGAGGAUCAAGAAAUGUGGAAGAUUCCUCCGCCGGUCUCAAACUGGAAGAACCCUAAAGGAUUUACGGUGCCUCUGGACAAGCGCCUGGCGGCGGAUGGUCGUGGCUUGCAAGACGUUACUAUCAAUGAUAAGCAUGCUCAAUUUGCCGAGGCUGUAAAGAUGGCUGAGAGACAUGCCCGAGAAGAGGUCCAGCAGCGAGCAUUGAUGCAGCAGAGAUUAGCGGAAAAGGAAAAGGCACAAAAGGACGAGAAUCUGCGAGCACUGGCUCAAAAGGCUCGGGAGGAACGUGCGGGCGCUGGGGGCGGUCGCCGACGGUCACCCGACUCAAGAGACUCGAGGUCACGAUCGAGAAGCUACAGUGGAUCUGAUUCAGCAUCUGACAGCGAAGAUUCCGAUAUCAGGGAGCGUGAGAAUGCUCGACGAGAGAGACGCAAGGAAGAGGAAAGGAAGCUUCGACAGAAUCGCAUGGGUGCAGAACGUCGUGUUCAAGUGAUGGCGAGGGAACAAAACCGAGAUAUUUCAGAAAAGAUUGCCCUUGGGUUAGCCAAGCCCACACAGUCCAAGGAGACAAUGUACGAUUCACGGCUAUUUAACCAGUCCAGCGGUUUCGAUAGCGGAUUCAACGAGGACAAUCACUAUGACAAACCGCUGUUUGCAGCUCAAGACGCCAUCAGCAGCAUUUACCGACCGCGAGCGAAUAUGGAGGACGACGACCCUGAGGCGGGCGACAAGGAGAUGGCCAAGAUUCAAAAGACUAGUCGGUUUGGAGAAGCACUGGGCAAGGGAACUUUCAAGGGAGCGGCAGACGUAGAGGCCCGCGAAGGACCAGUGCAAUUCGAGAAGGAGGUGGCCGAUCCGUUCAACGUGGACAAGUUCUUGUCCGAGGUUGACCAGAAUUCGUCGUCAAAGAGAGGAUAUGGGCUGCAGGACGAGGAGCGACAAUCAAAACGGCCGAGGGUGGUGGACGAUGAGGAGGAUUGA